This is a messenger RNA of Penicillium maclennaniae, 2811 nucleotides long. RefSeq names its product Rad4 family protein. Gene Ontology annotation, cellular component: XPC complex; cytoplasm; nucleus. The transcript has 2 exons. NCBI's taxonomy places the organism in Eukaryota, Fungi, Ascomycota, Eurotiomycetes, Eurotiales, Aspergillaceae. Gene Ontology annotation, molecular function: single-stranded DNA binding; damaged DNA binding. Bases 1 to 2811 code for a protein of 936 amino acids. Gene Ontology annotation, biological process: mismatch repair; nucleotide-excision repair. The record is from RefSeq and is a predicted model, not a curated record.
AUGGAGAAUGCUGACUCAUCCUCUACCCUUUCAGGACUGUCUUUUGAUUCCAUUUGCUCCUUCGCGUCGCAACGGGGCUCCGAGCCCAACUCUCAUGCCACCCUUCGUCCCCCGCAAGCGCUUCUCCGAGGACCCGGACCCGCCCCCGCCAAACGCCAGGCCCAGGCUGAUGACUCCGCCAAGCCCUUUCACAUUAGUGACUCCGACUCCGAUACGGUCUCUUCAUUGAGCGAUGUGCCAGAGUCCGACAAUGCUACUCCCCAGGCACCGCGUGCAUCUGGCAAUGAAAAUGAGGAUGAGGAGGAUGAGGAGGACGAGGAGGAGGAUGACGACAUUGAUUGGGAAGACGCGAUCGACACUAAGACAACUGGAGACACCACUCCAAGCAUGGCCGUCGCUGAGAUACAAGAUCUUGAAUUGACGCUAAAUAAAGAUGAACAUCAUGUGUCAGACCUCCUGGAUGGCAAGAAAGGACCGUCCAAGAUUGAGCGCCUGAUCCGCAAUCAGACGCACUGCAUGCAUGUCCAGUGCUUGCUCUUCCAUAAUGCCAUUCGCAAUGCCUGGAUCAACGAUAAGAAGGUUCAUGAAGCAUUAAUCCAGAAGCUACCAGAAGGCAUCAAGAAAGAAGUGAAGAAAUGGCGGAUUGCGGCGGGAAUAGAGAUCCCCGAGCCAAAGCCUCCCCCACCGAAGAGCAAGAAGAAAGGAAAAAAAGCUCGAAAGAAGCAAGACUGGGGCGAAGAAUCCGAAAGACUAGAGCUGGGUCAGCCAGAUAUGAGUGCGGGCGACCCGAUCAUUCCUCUGCUUAAGGUCCUGGUUGCGUACUGGAAGAAACAAUUUCGUAUUACAGCUCCUGGCCUACGGAAGCAUGGGUAUCGCCCAGUCUCCUCCGUUGAAGCCAUAUUGAAUGAGUUCCGGGAGGAAGAGCACAACCCAGAAAUCCAUGGAGAACGGAUUGCUAAUCUUGAAGAAUUCCGAUCAACGGCCGAACGAAUGCAGGGCUCUCGGGACGUUGGCGCUCAGCUCUUCACAGCUCUGAUCAGAGCUUUAGAGAUAGAAGCACGGCUGGUAGGCAGUCUCCAGCCACUGGGAUUUGGCUGGACCAAAGCAGAAAACGCCACCCCAUCCACUCCAUCCAAGACGGAGAAGAAAGAGAAAGACGAGUCCAAUAUGGAAGCUGGAGGUUUCGACCCCGAGAUUGACUCAGAACAGGAUCGUUCAAAGGUAAAGAAGAACGUCCCAAAGUUUGAUAAGGACCUACCAUUCCCUAUUUACUGGACCGAGGUUGCCUCACCAGUCACGCAUCAGAUUAUUCCGGUUGACCCUUUGGUCCUCCCGAAUUCCGUUGCAACUACACCGGACUUUCAAGCAGCAUUUGAGCCACGCGGAGCCAAGGCAGAACGCGCCAAGCAGGUUAUAUGCUACGUGGUCGCGCACUCGGCCGAUGGAACCGGCAAGGACGUCACCACCCGAUACCUUCGACGGCGAACAUGGCCAGGCAAGACCAAGGGAUUCAGGAUGCCUGUGGAGAAAAUCCCGCAACCAGGCCGCCGAGGACAAUACUUCGAGUACGACUGGUUCAGAACGGUCAUGCGGGGAUACGAAAGACCUCCAGACCGUAGAACCAAGGUUGACGAGGUUGAGGACGCAGGCGACCUUCAACGAAAGCAACCGGAGAAAAAGAAAUCGGCCCAGACAAUUGAUACACUCCAAAGCCUUCGCCAAUCGACCGAGUUUGUGCUGGAGCGUUUCCUGCGCCGUGAAGAGGCCUUGAAACCGGGCUCAGAGCCAGUCCGCACCUUUACCGCAGGUAGAGGUGCCAAAGCCAAGGAAGAACCCGUGUUCCUUCGAGCGCACGUCGUAAAGUGUAUGUCGGCAGAAAGUUGGCACAAAGAAGGCAGCCAGAUCCAGCCUGGUGCGGUUCCUCUGAAAAGAGUGCCCAUUCGAGCGGUGACACUUAGUCGCAAGCGCGAAGUCGACGAGCUACAGCGUGAAACGGGAGAAAAACCCAUGCAGGGAUUGUAUUCUCGCGAACAGACCGAGUUCAUCAUCCCUCCGCCCAUUGAAGAUGGCAGGAUUCCAAAAAACGACUAUGGGAAUAUCGACUGUUUUGUUCCUACUAUGGUGCCUCGUGGCGCGGUUCAUGUCCCGCUCCCUGGGACUGUCCGAAUCUGCAAGAAGCUGGGCAUUGAUUACGCAGAGGCGGUGACUGGUUUCGAAUUCGGUUCAAAGAUGGCAGUACCCGUGAUUCAAGGUGUAGUCAUUGCUGCUGAAAAUGAGGAUCUACUGAAAGAUGCCUGGCGAAUCGACGCUGCUGAGAAACGCAAACGCGAGGAGCUCAAAGCUGAGAAGCGAAUUUUGCAGACAUGGCGCAAGUUCCUUUUCGGUUUGCGCAUCAUGGAACGAGUCCGUGAAGAAUAUGGCGGUGACCCGGAUGCAGAUCGCGAGCGAGAUUCUCAUAAUCCAUUUGCCACUCGGAAGAAACACCAGGAGCAUGCCUCUGAUGAUGGGUACGAGGAGGAUCAUCUCGAGGAGUCUUCCCACAACCCCAUUGACCAUGGCGGUGGAUUUCUUUUACCUGGCGAAGGGGAGGACGAAGAUCACGGCUUGAUUGUUGAGCGUCACGACGAGAGCAAUGAAGUCCCAUCCAAGUCUCAGUCUUCCGGAAAUGAGGAUGACGAUAUUGAGGAGUUGUCACCAGCCAUCUCGAUAUCCGAUCCUGACUCUGACACUGACACUGACACUGACACUGACAAUGAGCCUGAGUAUGAACCAUCUACUCGAAAUACUAGACGGCGUCGUCGUGGCGGUUGA